Molecule: messenger RNA, 7363 nt
Organism: Podarcis lilfordi (Lilford's wall lizard)
Lineage: Eukaryota; Metazoa; Chordata; Lepidosauria; Squamata; Lacertidae
Source: the annotation of a GenBank genome assembly
AUGGCUUGGCCCUGCAUCAGCCGAGUGUGCUGCCUGGCGCGCUUCUGGAACCAGCUGGACAAGUCGGACCUGGCCGUGCCGCUCACCAUCCACAAUUACUCCGACAUCGACGAGCCGGCCGACGAGGGGACGGACGCGGCCGGCGCCCCGCCGCCGCCUCGGAUCCCAACAGGUGGCAGCACCAGCAGCCGCCCCCAUCAGACCCACCCGCGGGCGCCCGCCGCUGCCUCGCUGCCCGUCUCGGCGUCCGCCCCGUCGCUGCAGGACGGCCUGGGGGGCGCCAGGAAGCCGUCGAAGAAGACGCGCGGCGGCUACCGGAAAGAGCCCUUCGCCGCCGAGACUCAGUACCAGCAGGAUUUCCAAGCGUGGCCGGUGCAGAAGCGGGACGCCCUGCCCUGGAUCGGGGAGUACAGGCGGGUGGAAGCCCCCGGGGCGCCCCCCGCCGCCGCUGCCGCCGCCGCCCCGGCCGCCCCUUCCCACGCCACGAUCCCGGGGGGCUCCCACGUGUACGUGCUGCCGGCGGCCGGGCAGGAGGUGGUGGGCAGCAAGUACAGCGGCUUUAAGCAGGUGUGGUCCUCCUCCUCGCCGCCAGGCGGCCCCGAAACCUCCUCCUACAGGUAGGUAACGCGCUGAAUUGGAACCGCUGCCGGGGAUUCUUUUUGGCGAGGGAGGGGAACUCUUUCUUAGCAGGGCUUAGCUCCUGCAGAACAUUUCCACUUGUCCCCUGCCCCAUAUCUUACACACACACGGGCCACAGCUCAGCUCUGGAAGGAAUAAAGACGCAAAGAAAAAGGGUGUCCCUGAGCAUGAAUGGAGCACAUUCGCUUCAUCUUCCUCGCCAAGGGUUAACCGUUUUUUGCAGAUAAAGCAUUUCUGUGCGGGGGAAUAGGAGCAGGGAACUUGCAUUUGGUGGGUUUCGGUAUUGCAUUCAUUGCCUGCUUGACCAUAUUGCUUUUUUUUUAAACAUUGCAUUUAUGCCAUUAACAUGCUCGUUUUUCCGCAUUUCCUCCAAGGAACUAAGUACAUGCUUCCAUUUCUCCAGUUACAUCUUUAGAAGAGCCCUGUGAAGUAGGUUAGGAUGAGCAACUGAAUGUCUGGCCCAAGGUUGCCCAGUGAGCUUCAUGACUGGGGGAAAUGUUAACCUGGGUCUCUCCAGUCCUGGUACAUUCACUUGAAAGGGUAGGGUCCUUGUGGCAUCUCAGUGAAGCAACAUGCUUCUGUGUGCGGUUGUUGACACGUGACAAUAUAUAUGCAGGUCCCUCUCCCUCUCACCGACCACAUAUUUGUUUUUCCGCUAUACAGAAGUGUUUUCUGUUAGGCAAAGCACAAUAUAUGCAGUAGUCCAGGUCACCACAACCAAAUCUUGGUUCAGGAAGUAAGGAUUUCCAGAACCCGACAAUCUACAUUGGGUAGAUGGCACCUCUUAUACUGAUAACUCCAUAGCACUUUCCAAAUCACAUUGAAAUACUUUCCCAGUUCCCCCCCCCCAUAUACAUCCCUAAUCAUCCCAAUGCUUUUCUUUUUUAAAAAAGCACCCAAACAACUUAAAUAUAUUGCCUAUGAAUAAAUAUUGCAGCUGCUAACCUCCCCUCCCCAGUAUUUACAGUGGUACCUUGGGUUACAGACGCUUCAGGUUACAGACUCUGCUAACCCAGAAAUAGUACCUUGGGUUAAGAACUUUGCUUCAGGAUGAGAACAGAAAUUGUGUGGCAGCAGCGGGAGGCCCCAUUAGCUAAAGUGGUACCUCAGCUUAAGAACAGUUUCAGGUUAAGAAUGGACCUCCAAAACGAGUUAAGUUCUUGACCCGAGAUACCACUGUAUUUAAAAGGGAGAUAGAAUUACGUAGGAUUGUAUCCAACUACCGUAAGUCAUACUCAAGAGUAGACCCACCGAAAUCAAUUGACAAAUUAGUCAAGUCUUUUGAUUGAAUCAUACAGCUGGAAAGGUGAUCUAGUCCAGCCCCCUGCAAUGCAGGAAUCCCAGUUAAAAAAAAUCCUCACAAAUGGCCAUCCAACCUCUUCUCAAAAACCUCCAAGGAAGGAGUCUGCCACCUUCUGAGGUGGCCAGUGGAGCUCUUACUGCCAGAAAGUUCUUUUUAUGGGUCUACUCUCUUGAGUAUAAUAGUUGGAUACAGCUGUCAGUCUGAAAGACUUAAUUCCCAAAUGCAUUGUUCUCCCUCUUCCACUAUGAUCCACUGUAAAGAAUACAAAUCACUAUUCCAUGGAGUAUUGAAUGAAUAUAUAGAAAACAGAUAGCGGAGCAUGUUUUUGUCUUUCCUGUUCUUUCUCAGGCGAGCACUUUCUGCCUCUUUUCCAGGUGCUGGGGUCCUGUCCCUGCCUUAUCUUGCAGGGCUCACCAGCAAGACCUUGAUGCUACAGACAGGGCAUCAUGCAAUCAGUGAGAUUAUCAGAUCAGGCUUUCAAAAAGCCCUGGCUUGACCCAGCCCUUUCUUUUUCUUUUCUUUUUUCCCUUCUGAGUGCAGACAGACUUCCUUCAGACUGGCUCACUGGUUGCUUUCCUGCUCCCCAGAUUAUUUAACUCUCUGGAAAUCUGGCUCUUAAAAACCCCCAAAUGCCUUUUAAUUUGUUUUUAAUCUUGACUCAGCUUGUUCUGGCAAAGGACAGCUGUCCUGUGCAUAGCAUGGUUUUGUAUGCUGGCCAAGCAAUUAAUAGGAUGUCAGUGGUGUAUUGAUAAUGCUAGCUGUUGAAUCUGAAUCAAGUGUCUCUCUCUAAAUAGCAAAGGUGUUCAACUGUUAUCAAGGGUACGGAAGGUUAAGGCAUUUGCCUGGGAGCAGGUAAUGUCUGUAGGUAUUCCAAUACAAGGUGAGGGGCAGAGAUUUCAGCACCGGUUUUCUAUGCCUCAUUUUCCAUUGCUUUCAAAUUGUUUUCUGUUAAUUUUAUAUUAUUUUGAGGUGGAUGAAAGAGCAAGGUAAAUUUAAAAAAUACAUGUGGAUAUAUAUUUCCAGUUUACCUUUUCCAACAUUAUAAGCAUGGUAAUUUUGUCUACUUCCAAGUAGCGGUGCCUACUUUUUGUACCUUUAGACACCUUUAUUUCACUUUACAAAUUCAUUUUAGGCAUGAAUAUCGUCCAUGGACUGGAGCAAAACGAUCAAGGCCUACAAAGACGACACAGGGUUUCAUUAUUCCAGAGGAUCACUUUGCGCAAGAAUCCAGCUACAAAGCAGACUUUAAGGUAAAUGAACUUUGCAAAAUCUUUGAAAUGCAGGUGUUUGCUAAUGUGAGUAGGACUCAGCCCAGGAAAACAGUAACACAUCACGAGUAAUGCUUCAGCUUUCAAAAGAGUAGCUAACCUAUCAAAAAGACCAAUGCAGCAAAGGAGCUCCUCUGCAGAUGUGCACCCCAUAUUUAUUAUGGUGCUCAUCUGGGCCCCAUUGAGCUGGCUAGAUGUGUGUUUUUUAUGCAGGUAGGGAUUCAUAACCUAAUUUGAAGCUAGGAGUUGGUACCCACAACUAGAGCUGAAUUAGGGCCAGGAUCUGACAGCUUAAAGUGGUCUAUUGCAACGCAAUAGCUUUUCUGCAGAGUCAGUCAGUCAGGUUGGUUACUGAAAGGAGCCAGAAAGGGUAUAUUGAAAAGAAAACAAAUACAAAAAUGAAUUAUACUCAAUUCAAACAGACUUAUCAUAACCAUCUAUUAUAACAAUAUAGUUCAUAAACAAACUGUUAUUUGAAAAAUCGCAACAGUAAGACAGCAGUAAUUUCACUCAAUUGCUGCCCUAAAGGCUAAUCCGUUUGGCUCUAAUUCUGCUUGCUGUGAGGGCAAACAAGGCUAUACACCUCAUAAUCCCCAUGCCAUUUAAAUGUAAUUUUGGCUAUAAUGGGCACAGAACUAAUUCUCCCUGCAGAAAGCCAUCUCUUUCUAAUAUCUGGGAAAUCCUCGCUAUCUCCAGAAUCACAAAUACACUGGCGCCAUUCAAGACUAAUCUGGUGACGACCUUCAAGCACCUUUGUAGGCUGUGAUUGAUAUCUUAAUGCAGAAAAGCCAUCCCUGGAGGGCAAUGUAUUAAUUUAGGUAGGUAGCUCUCCAUUUUAAAAUCAUCCUUGAAGAAGGAGAGCUCCUGAUAAAAUUAUAUAGCAGCCAGGUCCUGUUUCCAUUUAAGGUUCCCCAGUUUGUUUUUAACCAAGGAUUUUGCAGCUGACAAAAUUCUGGUAGCUAAAUGAACUAUGCAGAAGGCAAGAUUAAGUUUCUAACUGUGGAAGCCCACAGAUUAUGGAUAAGUUUUUACUUUUCUAGCUUGCUCAAGAAAGCAAUGACCCCUUGAUUCCACAAACCAGCCUUUUCCAACCUGGUACCCUCCUGGGCAGAGAUAUUAAUUUAGCAGCAGACACACGGGACGUUGUCCACAAGACUUAUUUUAUUAGUCCUGAAUAAAUUAAGCAUUAGCCAAGGAAUGAGACGGUCUGAACUUGAGCCCUAGUUGUUUAGAUCUAGUAUUUCUAGAUUUAUCUGGCAGGGUAAGAAACCAAGAAUUAAAUAUAAGAUAUUGAUUGACACUAGGGAAAUAGGAGCCUUCUCACUGCCAGAUUUGUGUUUAUAUUAUGAAGCAUCAUGUUUCUGCUGGUUAAAAGAUUGGAUAAAGUUGGAGAAUACUGAACUGCUAGACUUGGAGUGGUACGGUGUUAAAUUUGGUUGGCAUGCAUGUCCAUGGUAAAGUAAAGCUAGAAUACAUAAGAAUUUUAUGAAUCAUGUAAUUAGGAAAAAUAUUUAUCGAGUUUGGGAAAAACAUAAGAACCUGAUAGAAAGGAAAAUACCUUUAUGGCUUUCACCCGUUGAAACAAUGGAAAACAGAAUUAAAAUUCAUAGCCUACUAUGCUCUUAGGGGAAAAGCUAUGGAUGGAACCUUUUAUCAUAUGUGGUGGACCUGUAGAUUAGUUAAAGAAUAUUGGGAAAUGAUAUAUAAUGAAUUGGGAAAAAAAAUUUGGGAGACUUUUCCAAAGAGGCCCUCCCUGUUAGGAAUAAUGAGGCCCCAGGUACCAAGUAUGUAUGCCACUACAGCAGCGAGAAUCCUAUAUGCACAAAGAUGGAGAGAGGCGAUAGUACCUACAAAGGAGGAGUGGCAGAUGAAAUUAUUGGUAUACGCAGAAUUAGCAAAAUUAACUGGCAAAAUUAGAGAGCAAGAAGAGAAAGUCUAAAAGAGGAAUGGAAGCCAUUUGUAGGCUACCUAAAAAACCAUUGUAAAAAUGUUAGAACUGUAGUCAGUUUGGAGUAAGCUCAGCAGUUUUAGUUUAUAAUUAGAAGAAUGUGAAUGUUUAAAUAGCUAGAAAAAAUAGAAUAUUCAGCAGCAAUGGGAAACUUUAGGAAGCCAUGAAAGGAUGGACAGGAAGUCGAUGGAAUAGAAUUAUGGAUGAUGUAAUGUAUCUAUUCCCCCCUCCCAUUCCCACUUCCUUUUCUUUCACUUUUUUCUUUUAUUCUUCAGUUCUGUAUUUUGUACUCUUAUAAAUUCACAAAUAAAAAAAUAAAUAAAUAAGAUGUUUGGAUCUAUAGGUAUUAUAUAGAAAAAUCAGACCAAGACGCUAUUAACCAGUACAUCUUUAAAAGUCUCAGGAUGUGACUUACUUAUUUGAAAACUUUUCUAGGCCAUUUUAAGUUUAAAAUACCCCAAUGUGGUAUAUAAAAUUAACAGCAUUAUAAAAACAUGAAACAAGUUAAAACAGGAAUGCAGAAAAAAGAGGGAUCUCUGUGGCCACAACUCAGCACUAUUAAGACCCAUUGAUUCAAGAGAUCUUCAGAAAUAUAUACUUGCAGUAUUUAACCCAUUAUUUUAAACAGAUCAGGUAUAGCUUGGAGGGUUUGUUUCCUAAGGCUCCAAGCUUUUGCAUCUGUGCUAUUCCUUCAAUCAAUUUCCACACAUCAAGUGAAAUUCCACUUGUGAGGAGGAUAUUUUGAGUUGACUAUGCAUUUAAACUCUUGGCCAUAUUAUGAACUUGAUGUUAUGGACGUGAUCAGCUAUGUAAAUGUCAUAAGGUGUUGGGAUGGGAGAUAUUUGGGAGAAGGCUCCCGUAGCGGGGUUGAGUUGCUUUACUUCCAAUUCUACCCUAUCCCCAGCUAUCAAUAAAAAAACCACUUUUCCUUCAGGGAGGCAUCUGAGGAAGAAUAAAGUCUGCAAUUCUAAACAUGGUAAGGGUUUUUCAGGGGUUCUCUUCCCCUUUCCACCUUAUUACUGCUUGCAUGUUGGCCUUACACAGGCAGAAAGGUUGCCACCAGUUGAAAUGUACUUACAGGAAGCUACCUUUAGUUCAUCAAACUUCAUAUUGUUGACACUGACUGAUUGGCUCUCUCUUCCAACUGUUACCUUCUCCAGCCCCACCUGGAGCCCCUGGGGCUUUUGUGCAUGCAAAUCAUCUGCUGUACAGCCCUUUCCGUAGCUCAUUUGCCCAUCAUUGCAGUUGAAAAGAUCUGCCCCAUCCUGGCCAUUCAUGUGCAGGGAGUAACAUCUGAGCUCUCCUCAGUGAGCUGGUCCAACCAAGUGUGGGGUUUAGCUUGCAUGCAUGUGAAAGACACUGAGGAUGCCAAUCUAAAAGGCUUUUCAGCGGCAGCUGCGAGUGGGCGAAUUUCUUUGAACCAGCCCUCAAGCACCUCACUUGAAUAUAGCCUCCCGUCUUGUCCACAAAGCACAAUUUGUGGCCAUGGAAAAGACUUCUUUCCCCUCAGACUAAUAUAAGCACAAAGAAGAAUAAAAUUCAGCUUCUUGACUCCAAACCUCAUUGAAUUAUGUCACAUACCAUAUUUCUGCAGUGCACAGGCCUUGUAUUAAUAACAGGGCUGGAUUCUGUCUGUAGAUCAGUAUAUGAACUGUCUGCUGCUCUGACAAUAAGAGUAUCUUUUGAAUAGUGAGAAGACCCUUUAAUAUUUCCCAGCAUGUAGAGCAGGGGUGAGCAAAUUGUGGCCUUCCAGAUAUUGCUAGACUGUAAUUUCCACUGGCUAUUCUGGCUGGGGCUGAAGGGAGCUGGAGUCCAUCAAUAUCGGAAGGAGCAAGUCUCUGAUACAGCGGGUCCCUUCUUGGUGUUCUUGAAGGGUAGGAACAUGGGUACAAAGGCCUUAUACUGGGUCAGACAGUUUGCCCAGCUAGUUCAGUACUGUCUAGCCUGACUGACAGUGAUUAUUCAAGGUUUCAAACAGGGUGAUGCCGGGGAUCGAACCUGCGAUUUUCUGCAUGCAAAACUGAUAUUCUGCCACUGAGCUACAGGUCUACAGCCUGUAACUGGAGCCCACGAUGAUGUUCUUGUAUGUAGCAAUGGACCUAAUCAUUCGUCUUUUCUUUUCUCCAGAUUCCAGAAAUGAAGACUAAGUUUUCUCCGAAUCCUUCUGCCGUUUUCCAGGCGCCAUCUCGCAUCCUCAAUGUAUGA